This is a messenger RNA of Populus euphratica (Euphrates poplar), 1171 nucleotides long. It is a transcript of the gene CGLD27, whose product is annotated as DUF1230 family protein (DUF1230). Bases 124 to 1059 code for a protein of 311 amino acids. The record is from RefSeq and is a predicted model, not a curated record. The transcript is spliced from 7 exons. NCBI's taxonomy places the organism in Eukaryota, Viridiplantae, Streptophyta, Magnoliopsida, Malpighiales, Salicaceae.
UGAAGAAAAUGCAACCAUCCCUUUAACUAGAUAGUCCCUCCUUCCACCGAAAAAGUUGAACACCUAAGGUUCAGAAUUUGGUUGCUGCACCUAUCAACGGCUAGUUUAACGGCCUGAAACUAGAUGCUCAAGCUGAAUGUCUGCUGCUCUCUAAUUCCUUGUCCAAGACAAGCCACACUUGGAGCCAGCUAUAGAUCAUGGAUAAUUAGUUACCAUAGAGCUCAGAAACUAUCACCGUUGGUUUCUGUGAAAGCUUUGAAAGAUGACACUAAUGGGGGUACAAGCAGUUUCCCAGGCCGGAGCUGGGAGCCUGGCUUGGAAAUUGAGGUUCCUUUUGAACAAAGGCCGGUGAACGAGUACUCGUCUUUGAAAGAGGGACCCCUGUAUUCUUGGGGUGAACUUGGUCCAGGACCCUUUUUACUUCGCCUUGGUGGACUCUGGUUAGCAACCUUCACAGUUCUUGGAGUUCCGAUUGCAGCUGCAACUUUCAAUCCUUCCAGGGAACCAUUAAGAUUUGUGCUAGCUGCUGGAACAGGAACUCUAUUCCUUGUGUCAUUAAUCAUCUUAAGAAUAUAUCUGGGAUGGAGUUAUGUUGGUGAUAGACUUCUGUCAGCUGUGAUUCCCUAUGAAGAGAGUGGAUGGUAUGAUGGACAAAUGUGGGUAAAGCCAACUGAGGUCCUGGCUCGUGAUAGACUGUUGGGCUCUUACAAGGUUAAACCAGUCAUCAAGAUGUUGAAACAAACACUUGUCGGAACAGGAGCGUUGCUCGUGACAGCAGUAAUGCUAUUUAUCUUUGCUACACCAGUAGAAGAUUUCUUUCAAACGACUUUUUCCACAAAAGAAAACCCAUCAAUUGAUCCAGCUUCAGGGAAAAAUACAAAAUACAACGUGAGAAAAGAGGAGUUGCUUAGAUUGCCUGUGGAGGUGAUAACUGAUGAUGAUCUGGCAGCUGCUGCCGCUAAGGCUGCUGGUGGAAGACCAGUCUACUGCAGAGACAGAUAUUAUCGUGCAUUAGCAGGUGGACAGUACUGCAAAUGGGAAGACUUACUUAACCGAUGAGGAAAAAGGGCGCAGGGGUUAUGAAAAUAUUUUGUAACAUUUCAACUGGAAUAAGAAUUAUAUAUAUGGUUUUAUGUGGUUACCUUCAAGGAAAUGAUUGUAUUUUCAAAAA